GCAGCCCUCUUUGCAGCUCUUCCCCAGAAAGCUGGCUUUUCAAGGUGACUGCUGAAGUAUGGAUGAUCACAAUAAUUCCUUUUGCAAACCUAUACUGUCACCCCACUUAACCCGGCUCUACUGCACAGUGCUCAUAGGAGGACUGAUGGGUGUCAUCUCUAUUUUGUUUUUCCUGGUGAAAAUGAACACCCGCUCUGUGACCACCACAGCAGUCAUUAACCUGGUAGUGGUCCACAGUGUGUUUCUGCUAACAGUACCAUUUCGUUUAACCUAUCUCAUCAACCACGUCUGGUCAUUUGGGCUGCCUUUCUGCAAAUUUGUGAGUUCCAUGCUCCACAUCCAUAUGUACCUCACAUUCCUGUUCUAUGUGGUAAUCCUGGCCAUCCGGUACCUCACCUUCUUCAAGCACAAGGACAAAGUGGAAUUCUAUAGAAAACUGCACGCUGUGGCAGCCAGUGCCAGCAUGUGGCUGCUGGUUAUCAUUAUUGUGAUACCUGUAAUAGUUUCUCAGUAUGGAAUUUUGGAGAACUAUGAUGAAAAAGAAUGCUUCAAGUUCCACAAAGAACUUAGUCAACCAUAUGUGCGUGUCAUUAACUAUAUGAUAGUCAUAGUUGUCAUAGCCAUGGCUGUGCUUAUCUUUUUUUUCCAGCUCGUCAUCAUUCUAUCAAUGGUACAAAAACUACGCCACUCCUUCCUAUCCCAUCAGGAGUUCUGGGCCCAAUUGAAAAACUUAUUUUUUAUAGGCAUCAUUCUUAUUUGCUUCCUUCCCUAUCAGUUCUUUAGGCUCUAUUACUUGCACAAGGUGAGGCAAAUAAGUGACUGCAAUAGUGAUAUUACAUUUUAUAAUGAAAUCUUCCUGAGUGUUACAGCAAUUAGUUGCUUUGAUUUGCUGCUCUUUGUUCUUUUGGGAAGUCGAUGGGUUAAACAAAAGACACAUGACAUAUUGAACUAUGUUUUAUGCCGAUAG
Molecule: messenger RNA, 967 nt
Organism: Suncus etruscus (white-toothed pygmy shrew)
Lineage: Eukaryota; Metazoa; Chordata; Mammalia; Eulipotyphla; Soricidae
Gene: GPR141
Product: G protein-coupled receptor 141
Exons: 2
Coding region: 59-967 (302 amino acids)
Biological process (GO): G protein-coupled receptor signaling pathway
Cellular component (GO): membrane
Molecular function (GO): G protein-coupled receptor activity; oxysterol binding
Source: RefSeq, a predicted model, not a curated record